AGCCAGUCCCACAGCGGUCCCGGCCCGGCCGCACACCCGCGGCCCGCAGCCGGCCUCGGGGCUCGUUCGGACCCACAGCCGAGCCCACACCCCGUCCCGGAGCGGACCCGACCCCAGAGCAGACCCCGCCCGGCCCCGGCAUGGAGCUCGAGGACGACAUGGAUGUGUUGGAUCCAGAGAGGAUAAUCCAGUGCCCCUUGGUUAAACACCAUCGGAUCAGAGCACGGCGCUUUCCCUAUCACCUGGUUAAGUGUAAGGAGAGCAAUCCUGAAAUUGCAAAGCAAUUGGCCACGUGCCCUUUCAACGCUCGUCACCUGGUUCCUCAGGCUGACCUCAGCAACCACAUCGUGAAGUGCAGCGACAAAGCCUUCAUGGAGCAAGACGUGGUGAGCCGGUCCUGUGAGCCCCCACAGGAGCAGCUGAAUAAUGGGAGCACAUGGCAGGCACCUCCAUGUGAUGAAGACUGGGAAACAGAGUUGCGGGAGGGAUCCGAGUCUACUUUUGUGUGGGGUGUCAUCAACUCUCCCCUAAACGGCGCCAUCAGCAACCAGAACAACUCCCUGCCCUCCCGCAUGCGGCCCCCCGAGACGCUGCCGUACGCCGUGUCUGCAGGGCUAAUUCGGAGUGUGAAUUCCUCCCCCUGGAACUUGGUUUUGCCCAAGCAGUAAGUGUCUCCCUGACUUGGACAGGAGAGCUCCUGCAGAUGACAGACAUGCUGUGCACCUGACAGCAGGACUGUACACUUGGCUUUUGUUGCAUGUUGUGUUUCUUGCAAUGUUUGAACAUGUGAAACUGUCCUUGGUUGCCAAAUGUUUCCCCCAACCACUUGUUUUAAAAGUUAUCCUCACCUUUAUUUGGUGAAAUUUGUUACUGUUCUUGCAAAAAAAUAGACUGAUAAAAUUACAUAGACUCAGAAACCCUCUCUGCCCAGCCCUGGGUCAUGGUAACUCAAUGUGAGCAGGAAAAACAUUGUAAUUGGCAAGUCUCUGUUUUUUGUAACAGGGAAUGAUCUGUGACAUAUUUGAGGCUGUUCUGUGUGCUCCAGAGACUGGGAAACCCUUCAGAAAGGUUUUAAGGAGUGGGGAACUGAGGAAGUUGUUUUAAGCAGGGGAGAUGGGAUCUGAUUAGGUUUCUAAUUGGAGAAGUGAUAGUGGGAAACAGAACACUUUGGGGGGAUGAAAAUGUCCCCCAGAAUCUUGUUCCUUUGCUUGAAACUUUUAAACCUUUGUGCACGUGGAGGAGCCCCUUGGUAGCUGGGUGCUUGUGGUCAGUGCUAACUGCAGAGGGAUGCAGGGAUGGGAGUGGGAAUGUCUUGCAGGAAUAGCAGAUUUGGGAGAAUUCAGGCCUGGCAUAGCAGAAAAUGCUACAGUCCCAUUUCAGUGGAAGUCAGGAACCACCCAGCAGUAACUUCCAGGAAUUUUCACGCUAUGCCUUAAGCAUCUUGCUGUUCUCAGGAAGCCUAGAGGGAUUAUGUGGAACUUCUGCUGGACAUUCAGGAGAAGUUUUGGCUGUUUGCUGAGGGGCUGCAGCAAACUCCUGCAACUGAGGCUCUAGGAGUUGUUUGAGGGCCUGUUACAGCCUGGAGAGCACAAAGUGCUGAGAGUUUCUCCAGUCUGUGGAUGGAGGCUGAGACUAAAAUAAUCUGGAGCAGCCAAACUUAAAAGUAUUUUUUCUGUGCAUGUACUUUUUGUUUUUAUCUUGUUGGAGUUUUUGUCCACUCAGGGUAUAGCAAGUGUCCAGGUUGGGUUUUAAACUGUGCUGUCCUUGCAGAGACUGCUUUGAGAGCAUCCUGACCUUCACUUUAGCACUGUCACACCUUCAGCCUUGCCUUUGUUACCUUAGGCCUCCCCUUUGUCUCCUGUGUGUGAGGGGCUUCCCCAGGCAGACCUUAACAGAGAAUCCUCCGCAAUCUCCUUGCAUCACACACAAUUCCAAACACGGGAAGUUUCAGGAGACACUGAUGUGCUUUUCCAGUUUCCAUUAGAGUUUUACAGUUUUUCUAAUGCUUAAAACAUGUUUGAGAGCUCUCAGAUACCUGUUCUGUAUUGGGGGAGGGAAGGAAGGGAGUAGUAAUGGUUUCAAUCAGUUAAAAUACAUGUUUAGGACUGAAAUGUUCAAAUCAAGCAGUAUAUUUCUAAACAUGUAAAGUACAAAAUGGUAUCUCAAUAUAAAACCAUAAAGAAUUAAGAAGCCAGACAUGGUGUUUGUCUAGAAAGAUAUUAAUGCCUUCCUAUUUUCCUCUAAAGACUGGAUUUCCACCAUCUGUAUACUACCACUAGAAAAUAAUACAUGUUGACUGGAAUAUGUAAAAUUAAGAUUCUUUUAAAAUUCUGUCAAUUUAUUUCAAGGUUCUUGUUGUCAGUU
This is a messenger RNA of Prinia subflava (tawny-flanked prinia), 2364 nucleotides long. Its product is annotated as gametocyte-specific factor 1-like. Bases 141 to 668 code for a protein of 175 amino acids. The record is from RefSeq and is a predicted model, not a curated record. The transcript has 7 exons. Lineage: Eukaryota; Metazoa; Chordata; Aves; Passeriformes; Cisticolidae.